AUGUCCGGCAAUUCGAGGAGCAACGAGAGCACACGUGACAAAGGACUUGGAGUUGAGGAUCCGGUAAUAAUUCCUUCUAAUGAUAACAUUCCAGGAGGUCUGCGCCAACAUCAUAAGUUUGUUCUGGCGCAUACAGCGCUGUGGUGGGCAGCAAAAAGCACUGAGAUCAUGAGUGACCCUUCAUCUGAGACCCAGCCUACAAGAGAUGCUUCUGAAAAAGAAGGCUCCAGACCCUCCAUAACUUUAGGAGAAUACUGCGAGCAGCUUCGAAAAUGGAUGGACGAAGUGAAUUGCUGGCAAGCUUUCCACCAGUACAAUACGGUUAUGAUGGCUUACCAGGAUCAGCUUCACACGCGGCAAGGACAGAGCGACAGGGCAGAUGGUGGUCUUCGCCGAAGGCGUCAGGAACCUGAAGUUGAUUUUGUCGAACAGAACGAUGGUGGAGAGGUCCGUCGCGACCCUGUGUUAGUGCUUCCAGUGCCUCCUAGUGCUCGUGACGUCGCUGUUAUCCACAAUCCGAAUGGACCAGAUCUGUUGGCUGCUCAGUUCACGGUUGCUUCGUAUCUACGUCGCUUCUUUGCUGAAGUAAUCGACUUUGUCUUCGCAUUCUUCAUUAAGCUGCUGCUCGUGUACUACCUUGUGGAAUUGGAGCUAGUGGAUCUCAGCCGUUUUGACAAACUGCUCAGCAAUGAAGCAGACCUCCAAACCCUUGUGGACAUCACUCAGGAGUUGUUCCCACUUGAAUUGUUGGGUAAACUCGCAUGCAGUUUGCUUGAGGCUCUAUGCCUGUCGCAAUCGCUGUUUGCUCGUUUUUCCGGGCAAACUCCUGGGAAAUAUGUGAUGGGAGUUCGCGUGAUCGAGUGCGGAAGUGUGACUCACGUUGUUGGAGCGCCGGCGAAUGUUGUUCGCGUCACUGGAUCAGUGUUGAUUCCAUUCAAGGCGGCAGUUUUGCGUUCGCUGUUGAAGAACAUCCUCAUCAAUUCCUUGGUUCCAUUCAGUACGGUUGCGUUCGCCUUCAACUUUAAUCGUGCGAUCUACGACAUCGUGGCGAGGACGAUCGUUGUUCUCGAUUGA
Molecule: messenger RNA, 1074 nt
Organism: Necator americanus (New World hookworm)
Lineage: Eukaryota; Metazoa; Nematoda; Chromadorea; Rhabditida; Ancylostomatidae
Exons: 9
Coding region: 1-1074 (357 amino acids)
Source: RefSeq, a predicted model, not a curated record